Molecule: messenger RNA, 2057 nt
Organism: Hippocampus zosterae (dwarf seahorse)
Lineage: Eukaryota; Metazoa; Chordata; Actinopteri; Syngnathiformes; Syngnathidae
Product: RNA-binding Raly-like protein
Exons: 10
Coding region: 500-1375 (291 amino acids)
Cellular component (GO): nucleus
Molecular function (GO): RNA binding
Source: RefSeq, a predicted model, not a curated record
AGCGAUGACAGUUCGGUUGGAGCGCACGAGGAUUUCGUCAAUUCGCGCCCUGCAAGAAUAUGGCUCUAUUCCAACACGUAAUCGCGCUCGAAACGCGUCCGGUAGCUUAAUUGGACAAGCGGCCGUCCUGCUGGGGAGGCAACUUGACUGCAACGGUUAGCCAGAUAUUUCCAUCCGUGCAUGUUGCAGCCACCCACCAACCCGUUCAUUGAGAAGAGGAGAAGAGGCAAAAGGAAGGCGCGUGCGCAUACGUCACAACCCACACAAGCGCGGCCCCUCCCGCGUCACGUGACGCCAGCGCCGGCCGAUGCCGCCAGCAGCCUGCAGCCAGCGCACGCGCCGGAGAGAGCGUCAGCCCGCUUGCGAGCCGCCACCUUUCUUUUUCCAUCCUCCCGCCGGGAGGUCGGAGCGGUCACGGGCCCACCCACCACGCGGCCGAACGGCAGCUCACCAUUCCGAAAAGGCGGGUCAUUAAAGCAGCCACUGCGGCGGGUCUAGGAUGACCGGCAAGAGCCAGACCAGCAACGUGACCAACAAGAACGACCCGCGUUCGCUCAACUCCCGCGUCUUCAUCGGCAACCUCAACACGGCAGUGGUGAGCAAGGCCGACGUGGAAGCCAUUUUCGCCAAGUACGGCAAGAUCGCGGGAUGCUCCGCGCACAAGGGCUACGCCUUCGUCCAGUAUGCCGGCGAGAGGAACGCCCGAGCGGCCGUGGCGGGCGAGAACAACAGGGUCCUUGCGGGACAGUCCUUGGACGUCAACAUGGCAGGAGAGCCUAAACCGUACCGGCCAAAAAUGGCCACCAAGAGACCGCUGUCGUCCCUCUACAGUGGCUACGAGUUUGACUAUGACUACUACAGAGAUGAUUUCUAUAGCAGACUGUUUGAGUACCACGGUCGCGUGGUGCCACCCGCCAGGGCGGUCAUCCCGGUCAAACGCUCUCGGCUCGUCAUGCCAUCCGCCCCGCGCAGGAUCAAGUCCUCCUUCUCCGUCCGGGCCUGCUCUUCUUCGUCCUCUUGCUGCUCCUCUUCUUCCUCCCGGGUUGUCGACGUCCCGACGUCUUCCGUCACGGAACCCAAACUGAAGAUGGAGCAAUUGCUGAGUAUCAAAAGGGAACUGUCGCAGAUCAAGACUAAGAUUGAUUCCCUGCUGGGGAGGCUGGACAAAUUUGAGAGACAGCAUGAGAUGCAGAGGAAACACGAGGAAGCGUGUGAAUGUCACCACGGCGACCAGGACGAUCACUCCGGCGCCGAGGACCUGGGGGCGCCGGCCGAGGCCGAGGCGGGGGACAUGACAGAUGGCGGUGACGAUUACUUUGAGGACGAGGGCGCCGGUGACAUGAGAGAGAACCACAUAUCAGAUAUCGACAACUGAGCAAGCUCAGUAUUAAAAAGAACAACAAGGUAUUUAUUCAUGUACACACAUACACUGCUUCUAUUUUGGCAUUGUUUUUCCAUCAAUCUCACAUGACAUCGUUUUGACUGGAGCCUACCUGAUGUGUUUCCAGUGAGGUGAAGGGAAGCCUGCAGUGCAUAAAGAUUGCAGAAUUUAACCAGCAAAGCCUCCGUCAGCCAGAAGGACUGUUUAAAAGUAAAAGAUCAACAACAGAGGGAAUGAUUUGUUUGUUUCAUAUUUGUAUCAUAAGAUUGAAAAAAAAAACAAACAAACAUUGACGCUCCCAAUGUGUUUUUCAUCCAGACUGCCGGUUUUGAGUGGGGAUAAUCAAGUGAAACGAGCAAUCGGCAAAAGCUAACCUGUAUAUGCUCUGUACUUCAGCCACUAUGGUCUGUAUUGUCUAUAAUUAUGUUGUACAGCAAAUGUAUGUUGAAAAUAGGAAUGUAAGAGGAAACCGUGCGCUUUGCUUUACUUGUACAGUCAUCUCGUCUCUCUCUGUCACAGUCUCCACCAUAUUCUGGCCUCUCAAAGAAAAGAUGAAUAUUUUUUACUAUCGGCAUGUAGUAACAAAAAUAAGUGACUCUCAUGGAUCAUUUGUAUUCACUGCUUUGGUUGUAAGCUACGGUCAAAAAGAGUUUUUGGAAUAAAACGGUUCCUCCCA